Drosophila eugracilis is the source of this 3775-nucleotide messenger RNA. RefSeq names its product helicase SKI2W (gene tst). Gene Ontology annotation, molecular function: RNA binding; ATP binding; RNA helicase activity. Gene Ontology annotation, biological process: nuclear-transcribed mRNA catabolic process, 3'-5' exonucleolytic nonsense-mediated decay. The record is from RefSeq and is a predicted model, not a curated record. Gene Ontology annotation, cellular component: Ski complex. NCBI's taxonomy places the organism in Eukaryota, Metazoa, Arthropoda, Insecta, Diptera, Drosophilidae. Bases 74 to 3667 code for a protein of 1197 amino acids. The transcript has 3 exons.
UUUUGUUGUCUGUUUACUCGACUUUUUGGCAAAUGCCAAACAAACUAAUUUUCGCUAGGAACAAACAAAUAAAAUGAGUGAGAUCAGGGGUGAAGAGAACCUCGAGAGGCUGCGCAACUAUAUUCUGCAUCCGGAACUUUCCCUUCACAAUCCGUUACCGGAUGUUUUGCCCCGAAAAUUUGAUGCGAUGCGCCUGUUGCAUGUGCCGCGCUGUCCGGGUAGCACCAAGCUGGCUCCUCGUAGGGAUCAGAAUGGCCAGAUACUUGAGUUCGUGGAGGUGGACCUAGAGGAUGUGGGCGCUAAUGCAAACAACUCGAUGUCCAUGCAAAGAGAACCGGGUUUGCUGGAAGAAGCGACGCGUGGCUCCCACUCUAACUUUCCUUUUUGGCCGGGUGGAUUUGACGAGCAGCGCCAGCAGAUCGCCGCCCUGGAUGUGGAAAAUUUCCAAUUCGGGGACAAGCUUUUAACAGUGCCACCAGGCUUUAGCGCUGGUUACGACUUCUCCAAAUCGCAACCUGUAUCCCUGCCACCUGUGGUCUCUGAUCACUCUAAUGUGGACUUACUGGAAAACCUAGAGCAGGAUCUGGACGUCCAGGAGUGGAUGAAGAUCACACGUACUGAGGAAUCAAGCUCUUCUGCAGUCUCUGCAGAUCCUAGCCAACAGAAAGUGCAAUUUCCCUCAGAGGAGUUCCAGGAUGUAGACGAUCAGAUCAUGAAGGCUGAUCUGAAACCUGUGCUCAACAUCUCCACCACCACGAAGAACUUUAAGAGUGACUGGGCCGAGAUGAUGGAUAUUAGCCAUCCGAUCAACGAUUUUAAGGAGCAAAUACCAUGCCCAGCUAUGGAGUUCCCGUUCGAAUUGGAUGUUUUUCAGAAGCAGGCCAUCCUCAAGCUGGAGCAGCGUCAGUAUGUCUUUGUUGCAGCCCACACCUCAGCUGGAAAGACUGUAGUAGCAGAAUAUGCUAUAGCCCUAUCUAAGAGAGAUCUUACCCGAACCAUUUACACAUCGCCCAUAAAGGCGCUAUCUAAUCAAAAAUAUCGCGACUUCCGGAAGACCUUCAAGGAUGUAGGACUCAUAACCGGUGACCUGCAGAUCGAACCCACAGCCUCCUGUUUGAUUAUGACCACCGAAAUCCUGCGCUCCAUGUUGUAUUGCGGUAGCGAAGUCACGCGAGAUUUGGAGUGGGUGAUCUUUGACGAGGUGCACUACAUCAACAACCCGGAGAGAGGUCACGUCUGGGAAGAGGUCAUUAUUCUCCUACCUGAUCAUGUCAAUAUCAUUAUGCUGAGUGCGACGGUCCCGAACACAAUGGAACUGGCGGAUUGGGUUGGAAGCACCAAGAAGAGAAAGGUUUAUGUGAUUAGUACUUUGAAAAGACCAGUGCCAUUAACACACUUCCUCUACACUGGUGCCGGGGGAAAGAGUCGUGACGACAUCUUCCUGCUGGUGGAUUCUCAAGGCAAAUAUCUUCAGGGUAACUACGAAAAGGCUGUGGAGCGCAAAAAGGAGAUGCAGGGCAAAGCCAAGGGCGGUGGAGGUGGUCCAAAUAACUAUGUGAAUGCUAAACAGGAGCAGUACACCUGGAUCGGACUAAUUGACUUUCUCAGGCGAAACAACAAAAUGCCAGUUGUUGCCUUUACCCUGUCACGAAAUAGGUGUGAUUCUAAUGUGGCCGCUCUGCAGUCGGUGGAUCUCAAUACCGAAAAAGAGAAAGGUGCAGUGCAGAAGUUCUUCCUGCAAUGCCUGGCCAAGCUAAAGCCACCGGAUCGCACUAUCCCCCAGGUCCUCGUGCUUAAAGAUGCCUUAGAGCGAGGUAUCGGCGUGCAUCAUAGCGGUAUCCUGCCGAUUCUCAAAGAGAUAGUGGAGAUGCUCUUCCAGAAUGGUCUGGUGAAGCUGCUCUUUGCCACCGAAACAUUUGCCAUGGGCGUCAACAUGCCCGCCCGCACCGUGGUCUUUGACUCUUGCAAGAAAUUUGACGGUCUAGAGAUGCGUAAUUUAAAACCGGGAGAGUACAUACAAAUGGCCGGCAGGGCAGGACGCCGUGGACAUGACGAGACGGGAACUGUGAUCAUACUGUGCAAAGGAAACGUGCCACCGUCGAUGGAGCUACGUCCAAUGAUCCUUGGCCUACCUGAGAAGCUACAAUCACAGUUCAUUCUGCGCUAUGCGGUGAUCCUCACAUGCCUGCGCAUUGAGAGUAUAAAGGUGGAGGAUAUCAUGCAGUUUAGUUUUAAGGAGUUCAACCAGAAGCUACAGUUGCCCACACAGCAGAAACAACUGCGCGUGGCCGAAGAUAAGUUCGCCAUGCUUCCAAAUCUCGGCGAGCACCUACAACCUCUCGUGAACUUCUACGACAAGGCAGUGGAGUAUUGGAAGGAGAAGCACCGUAUUAUGAAAUUCAUUGUAACCCAGGCCAAGAUCCAGAAGGAGCUGAAGGUUGGCCGCGUCAUUGUUAUCACCCAGGGCAAACACUACAACAAACUGGCCAUUUUACUCAACAUUAAAUCCGUCCCAGGCAAGGAUACUGUAUAUAAAGUACUGGUGUUGGACCAUCAGUUCAAGGCAAAAGAUAGCGACACUCUUCAGCGGGGCGAGCUCUAUUACAAAAUAAUCUCUCUCACGCCCAAUAACAAAAUAUUCCAGCCAGAAGGAAUUGGAGGACACACUGUUCUCGACAUUAAGGCCACGGACAUUAUAAGCAUCACCAAGAGCACAAUAAAAGUCGAUGCAGAUGUAAUUAUCCGAAAUUGGGAACAACGGCAGCUGGAGCGCUUUAAGGAUACUCCACCAGGUGGAUCCGUUGUCAAGGCUGUAACUGAUCUUUAUCAAUUGAAUGAGAGUCACAUUGCCAACCCGGAUAACAUCAAGUACGUUAACCUGUCCAAGGAGAUAAACGUGAAUGCCGACAGCGAGGUAGCAAUGUUAAACUACGUAGACCACCUUUGCCGCCAAGUGGGUGAUUUGCUGCCUCAUACCAACAUCGCCGGUUUCGAGCAGGAGUUUGCAAAGGUCUACGAGCGCCGAAUGCUAGAGAUCCACAUCGAAGAGCUGCGCUUCAAGAACUCAGCUAAAAGCUUGACUCUCUAUCCGGAUUACUGCAACAAGCUGCAAGUUCUUCGGGCCCUUAAAUACAUAGAUGAACUGGAUGAGGUAACACUCAAGGGUAAGGUUGCCUGUGAGAUGGGCCAAAAUGAACUUUUGAUCACGGAGCUUAUUCUGUGCAACAUGUUUAACGAUCUCGAGCCGGCUGAGAUAGCCGCACUGCUCUCGGGCCUUGUCUUCCAGGCGAAGAUCCAAGGCGAACCGGUUAUACCGGAGCCGUUGAAGAAGUGUGUGGCAGCCUUUGAGCAAAUCAACGAUACAAUUCUUGCCGAAGAGCAGCGCUUCCAGGCUGCCAUCGAGGCCGAAAACCGUCUUAACUUUGGUUUGCUUGAGGUGGUAUACGAGUGGGCCAGGAACAAGCCCUUUGCUGAGAUUAUGAAACUGACCGAAGUUCAGGAGGGCAUCAUCGUUAGAUGUAUCCAGCAGUUGGACGAAACUCUGCGUGAUGUAAAAACGGCCGCCAUACGAAUUGGCAAUCCUGGACUGCAGUCCAAGAUGGAAGAGGCGUCGGCUGCCAUUAAACGCGAUAUUGUGUUCACUGCAUCCCUUUACACGGAACUGUAGGCUUUGAAUAAGAAGGAUGCCCAGCCAUCUAUCGUUAGAGGAAAGACAAGAUAUAUAUGUGAUUUCUUAUAUCUAUACUUUAUGCACGUGUCAAUUACAAUUCCAAAG